Molecule: messenger RNA, 1465 nt
Organism: Salvelinus sp. IW2-2015
Lineage: Eukaryota; Metazoa; Chordata; Actinopteri; Salmoniformes; Salmonidae
Product: RCC1 domain-containing protein 1
Source: RefSeq, a predicted model, not a curated record
CUUUGAUGAAAGCAUUUUAGUCAUUUACCAGUGAAAAGCAUGGCCCUGGUUUUUCAUGAGAGCUGUCUGUUUUGAUUCCAGUUAGAGGUCCCUGUUCCAGACUGUGGUUCUGCUCUAUGGGUCCUUGGUACUGGUUCUGAUGCUUGUGGACUUCCUAUGUUUCUAUCGUGUGUGGGGUUUUACAGUAACGUCAGCUCUUAGGAGGCAUGUCACCUGUCCCCGCUCGAUCUCUAGCCUCUUCUUCCCCUACAGUAACAAGACACAGCAGCAGCGCUACCUUGGCAAUGGGAGGGDCUCAGGAGUCCUAUCAGCGUAUGGAGCUGGAGGCAAGAGCUGAAAAUGACCAGGAAGAUGCUCUACAAAUGUCGGCGCCCAGGGAAGACACGUUUCCGAGGUGAUGGAAGGCUGUGUCUGGCAGGUUUUGGAGUAGGGACCCCCAGUCAGAGAGGUUGUGGCGGCUGUGUAGAGGAAAGCCGAGGGUGCCAGGAUGCACAUAUCAGCGAGGGAUAUCUGGCCCUGUCUUUCACAGACAGAGUAGAGUGCUGGAACUCUGAACGAAAUGAGAAGAAACCAGGGUGGAGUAUGGGGAUUCCAGAUAAUACUGGGCCCUCACUAGCAUUCCCAUUAGUUCCAGGAGGGUACAUAGCUUCCAACCCUCCCUUUUACCGCCCACUUUCCCCACAACUACUGGCUGUUAGCCUGGCACUAGGCACAGAGCACGCAGUCCUCCUCACUGCCUCUGGAGACAUCUACACCUGGGGCUCAGGCAGCCAUGGGCAGCUGGGACAUGGGGACCUGAGCCCGCAGGAGGAGCCCAGAGCAAUGGAGGCACUAAUGGGUAUGCCCAUGAGCACUGUGGCCGCCGGGGGUUGGCACUCUGUCUGCACCAGUGCUGGGGGAGACCUGUACGUGUGGGGCUGGAAUGAGAGUGGCCAGGUGGGACUGCCAUCACGAGCGCUAAGAGGAGAGCAGCAGAAGAACCAGGACACAGGUGGUGCCAGCACAUGUAAAGAUCAAGAGGAGAGCAACGAUGAGGUGUUCAUAUCAAUACAGGCCUUCCCAGCCCUGGUGGAUGUUACUCAGUCAUGUGAGGUCAGCAAGAUCAGCUGUGGGUCGCGUCACACUGCGGCAGUCACAAGUACAGGUGAUCUCUACACCUGGGGCUGGGGUGAAUACGGCCAGCUGGGACAGGGGACUGUGAACAGUUCAGACGAGCCAAGACGGGUAGAGUUUUUCAAGGACCAGGGGCUGCGUGUGGUGGAUGUAGUGUGUGGACCAUGGAACACUUUUGUUUCUGCUAUCAAAGAGGACCCCUCUCUCCAUCCUGACACAAAUAUCCUUAUUCCUCUGUAACCAAGGACUACAUAGAAUGGAAAAACUGCCUGUAGGAGUUGAGCACUAAGGACGGGGCACAGAUUGAUUGACUAGCUGUUUGUUUCAGACAAAGUAAAGUUAGUGACUAAGA